AGUGAGAUCUUAUAACACUUCAUGGAUUCUUGUCAACUCGAGCGGUUUCGACCGAGAGAUUUCUCAGUCGAUUACCGUCCCAACAGUUUGAUUCUAUUUGAUGUGCCAGUUUUUCCCCAAAACAACUACAGAUUAAGGGUAUUUUUUAUGAACACGUCUGUCAAAAUAGCGAAUAACAGUACAGAGCCAAAACUUCACGGCUAAAAUUUUACGCAUCAGGCCCAUUCACGUAUCGGGCGCCGUUAAUUACACGAUACACGAAUCCCGCCAUUAAGUUAACAUUCGACACAUACACUCCCUAACUCUCUCGCACAGUUUCAGUUAUGCCUAAUUCAGUUUCUGUUCAAGUUACUUCAAAUCUUAAAUGGAAGCCAUGAAAACCUUGUGGCAUUCACUUUAGGCAUGAAAUGCGGUGUUAUAUCGCUUAUGAUUGAUAUCUGUACAUUGUACCACUAGAAAAUAGAAUUGAUGUUCACCUAGCCAUAUGUUUCGCGCAAUCCCAGUGUGAAGCGCGCCAAUAUGAAAUGGUACGUAAACAUGAAUGCGCGAAUAUUUUUCUUGGCUUGUUUUGAAUAACACCUGCUGCUUGUACUAUUCUUUUUGCACAUUUAAAUGUUGUCAAAUGAUUCCGACCUUCUAGGGCAUAUAUUUUUUUUAUAUUCCAGGCGUCGGAUAAUUGUGAGUGCAAUAAAACGACACACAUCCAGAAACAAAAUUGGAUUUUUUUUUCAACAAAAAAAUUCUUAACCCAACACUUCAUUAAUGCAAUAGUUGACCAAAUGAUAUUUGUAGUGUGACUGUUUGACAAACCUCAUGGUUUUACUGUCGAACACUAUUUGGCUGACUGCUGAUUAAAAAUAGGACUUUCUUUAAAACUGUCCGAAUAUAUAAACCUCAAAUAGCAGCGUGUUUUAACGUUAUGUCAGUCAAAAUAACCACUCUCAACCAUCCUAUUGUUUAAAUUUAACAAUUGUCAUUUCAAGGAAAGUUCAAAUUGUCUGGCUUUGUUGUCACUGACAGACAAACGUUGUCUUAUUUUUGUUUGCUAUGGAAGGGGCUUUACCUAGCGAGAUCAUGGAACAUUUCAUUUAGCAAAAAUGCUCGGAAUUUCAUUAUGACUCACUCUUUCGCACAGUGCGUGAUUUUUCUGUUCUGUUUUUUCAAUGCAAAGCGAAAUUUUACAAUCGAAUUAGAAUGAGAGUUAUUAAUUAUUCAGGCACCCACAACAGAUGGUGACGUGUUGUUAUAGAGGAGCUGCAUAAGGGUCCGUAUUUAGGAUGCAAAACUAAUCACUGUUUGAAAACAUUCGCUUCGUUUUCCUAACGUUAAUCAUACGUCACGUCCCCAACUGCUCUAACAUAAUCCGUUCAAUCUUGACAUGUUAUCGAAAACGGCGACAACCGCACUCGCAAUUUCAGCUUAGGUCGUGUAGCCGGAUACGUAUCUAUCGCACGGUGGAUGACGGGUUCUAUACAGAAGGGAACACUUUGUCGCAUACAUGUUUUUAAGAUCGCAUGAAAGAAGUGUUCCUGUUGGUCAGAACCUAGUUGGUUUCGAGAUGAUCAUGGCGGCGUUUAAGAGAUGGCGCUCGAAGUACAAGCGCUACAAAAAUCAAAUUCCCGAUCAAAUGAGGAAUAGAAUUAUCCUGCACUAUGGUCUUUUUAAAAUCACUUGGGAUUGGGUGAUUCUGAUACUGGUCCUUUAUACAGCCAUUGAAGUGCCAUUCGUAUCUGCGUUUGUGCUGGCACGUGAUGACGAAGGAAAACACGCAGCAGAAGAUGCCUCUCUAGAUUUUUUCGAAACGUUAAGACGUCGCUACCCCGAGGCCUACCCUCUACUGUACACCGACCUCAUCAUAGACUUUCUUUUCAUGAUUGAUAUUCUGAUGAAUUUCCGUACCACGUACGUGAAGGAAGGCGAAGUUCUCAUCACCGGUCCCUGGAAGAUAGCCGUCCAUUAUUUAAAGACGUACUUUGUGGUAGAUUUUGUAGCUGCUAUUCCUUGGGAUCUGCUAGCCAGCUUCAACUCUGGAACGGAAGAGAACACCAUGUUAUUUAGUCUUCUCAAGACUGCUCGCUUAUUACGACUCUUCCGCGCCGCGCGGAAACUGGAUCGAAACUACGAGUACAUGACGUCACUGUUGUUCUUGAUGAUCAUGUUUUUUAUGCUGGUAGCUCAUUGGCUGGCUUGUAUCUGGUAUGCAAUCGGCGCAAAAGAAGCCGUGGAAUACGAUGGUUUAUCCUGGCUUAGUAUUUUGGGUUAUCAGAUGGAAUUGCCCAUUAUGGAGGGUGAGGCAACCAGCGGGCCCACCCUCCGGACGAGGUACCUUACGUCCCUUUACUACGUCAUGACUCUGUGUACGACUGUAGGUUUUGGAAAUGUUUCAGCCAAUACAGACGGCGAGAGGAUUUUCUCCAUAUGCUGUAUGCUGAUGGGAGCUGUGAUGCACGCCGCUAUAUUUGGAAACGUAACAGCAAUCAUUCACGGGCAGUACUCAAGUAACUUCCGUUACCGCAAGGAAUCUCUUCAGAUUAACGAAUUCGUUCGUUAUUUUAAGAUCAAGAAUCCGCUGGCCAGGAGGCUCAGGGAUUACUCUCGCCACACUUGGUCCCAAACGAAAGGAACGGAUAUGGCCAAGGUUCUCAAAAAGUUUCCAGAUGGUCUUCAGUAUGAAAUUCAUCUUCACAUGCACCUGACCGUUCUCUCAGACUCAUUUCUCUUCCACGAUUUUGACGACAGCUGCUUGAAAGCGUUAUCAAAGACCAUGCAUCGCCAUCAUCAUCUGCCAGGACACCAGAUCCUACACGAGGGUGAUGAUAUUGAUUCUGUACAUCUCGUGAGACGAGGAAAAAUAGACAUCAUGAUGUUCAAUGAGCCGCGUGGGAAAAUAAGAGAAGGAGAUGCCUAUGGUGCCAGUUUGAGGCAAAUCUCGUCUCGACCGCGGGCGGUUGUGAGCCUGCGAGCCUCCACUUGUGUGGACUGUCACGUGAUCAAGCUAAAAGAUCUGGAAGAUGUCAUGACAUCAUAUCCUAAUCUGCGCGCGCAGCUGCUAAGCAUGAUGGACGCCGCUGAUCAGAAUGAUCUGUAUGAGGAGGGUGUUACACAUGGCAAUGGGAACGGAGAUGGUUAUGAUCCCGACAAGAAUGGCUCAGGAUUCCACGUUAAACUUGGGGCAAACCGGAAACACCAGUGUACACACAAGAAAAACCGGUUAAUUGUGGACCAUGAGUAUGAAAUGAAGCCAAUGCUUGGUGUUCGCAGCAGUAAAUUAUUAGAACAAAAACCGUCACAUAGCUCCAAAGAAAAACUCGGAAACGGAGAUCUGAAUAAAUAUAAGAGUGUUUCCAUGGAAGAUAACUCAUCCGGUGAACUGAAUGGACGUUUUAUUAACGUAACGCAGUUAGCUGAUAUUGAAAUUGAAUCUCCUGAUGAUGUUAAUGAAAAUUUUAGAACUACUGAGGAGGUUGUUAAAAGGGACGAUGUUUGUGAUGAGGACUUUGCAGAAGAAGCUCCACAGCACAUGAUAGAUACGGCCAAGUCGACUUGCUCUCAUUGUCAGACUGAAUUUAGACCCUCAGAAAACGCGGACUUUGAGGAACGUUUUCAAGAAAUGGCUUCUAAUAUGCAGAGACUGGAAAGCAGGAUGGAGACUCUUAUAUCUCUUCUAGAAAGAAGUGAAAGUGGCAAGACACCACUGAAAGAGGCAGCAAGCGCCGGGAGGGAAAGAAUGACGUCAGUCUGAGGCUUUUAUUAUGAAUAUGAACUUCACAUGGUGUCCAGUAUUUAAUUCUUUACCACUUCACUGGAUGACUGAGGCAAGUGGUGAAGCUGUCCUUUAGACCAAAUUUUUCAAGGAUAUUUACAGAGACUUUUAAACCAAAGCUGCCACAAAUGAGAUAUAUUUUAAUAUUACAAGGAAAUGCAAAUUAGAGGGGAAAAAACCCGCACAAGCAGUGCGAAAUGUUUUUUUCGUAAACUUGCUCGCAAAUUAUGCUCGCAACGAGCAUAAUUUAAAAAGGAACCUAAGACCGUUUUUCCGGAUCACAUUAUUCACCAGCCUUUAUGUAAGUAAUAGUAACGAAGGUCAAUCUUUUUGUCCGCACUGAAAUAUCUGCUCAAUAAUGUUCACAUACACAAUCGAAAUAACUGGGUUUUUAAAAAAACCUACGCCAUGCACUUUCAGAACGACAAAUAGCAGAGGAAAUUUCGAUGUUUUUGUCAUUUGAAAAAAAGGAGAACAGGUGUUUGACGAUUAAAUAUCUCAGAAGUCUCAUACUUCUUACGCUUUACUACUAUACUGAGCUAUUCCGAACACAUUUUCUAAACUUGCAUUGAAUUAUUCUAAUUUCCGUGGUUUCAAAUUGGAAAUUGAACAAAAUUCAUUCCCAAGCAAUGCUCCAAUUCUUGCUUUUGUAGUUCAUACUCGUUAUCAACUCAUUUUAUGAUUCAGUUGAAAACUAUAACAGAGAUACAGCAAGUAUCUGAAAACAGACUAAAAGUAUUUCUGAUGACCAGAAGCAAAAUGGGUUAUUCUAAAAUUAAUUUGCUUCAAAUUACAUUUAAAACUGACCCCCUACCAAAACGGAGUGGUUGAUCUCAAUCAAUACAAAUUGGUAUCUCUGAAGAGAUCAUCUAUUUUCGAAGCACCACGUUUUGCUAAAGAAUUAAUAUAGCGGUCGUUCUUAAGACCUUUUUCCUGCGAAAUUGGAAUAUAACCCUUAGAUAACUUCACCAUUAUUUGCUAAGGGAAACAUAAUUUCUUACUGCGAAAUGAGAGUUUUCAUAUCAAUUUGUAGCCGUUUUUAAAAGGAAUUACUACUUUGUAGAUUUUGUAAAUAUUAAUUUUUAUACCGUUGUAAUGUUUUUUGGAAAUAUCUGUGGACCAAUGACUAUUUAUUACCACAGUCAGGAAAGUUUUAUUGUAAUAUCUUCCGAUAAAUAUGUGAAAUAAACAUUGUGUUGAAUAA
Messenger RNA from Orbicella faveolata, 4967 nucleotides. Its product is annotated as voltage-gated inwardly rectifying potassium channel KCNH7-like. The record is from RefSeq and is a predicted model, not a curated record. Gene Ontology annotation, cellular component: plasma membrane. Gene Ontology annotation, molecular function: inward rectifier potassium channel activity. Gene Ontology annotation, biological process: regulation of membrane potential; potassium ion transmembrane transport. NCBI's taxonomy places the organism in Eukaryota, Metazoa, Cnidaria, Anthozoa, Scleractinia, Merulinidae.